Messenger RNA from Poecile atricapillus (Black-capped chickadee), 8678 nucleotides. It is a transcript of the gene SLC45A4, whose product is annotated as solute carrier family 45 member 4. Bases 474 to 2837 code for a protein of 787 amino acids. NCBI's taxonomy places the organism in Eukaryota, Metazoa, Chordata, Aves, Passeriformes, Paridae. The transcript has 8 exons. The record is from RefSeq and is a predicted model, not a curated record. Gene Ontology annotation, biological process: transmembrane transport. Gene Ontology annotation, molecular function: sucrose:proton symporter activity. Gene Ontology annotation, cellular component: membrane.
CUUCCCUCCCUCAUCCCCCCCCGCCCUCCCCGGCGCUGCCGCCUCCCCCCUCCGCCGCACGGAGCAGGUCCCGGGUGCUGGGGGAGACCCGGGGGCAGAUUAAUCAGCCACUCGAUGGGGAUUAACAGUGGAGCACCUCUUUGUGUCGCCUUUCCACCUCUGUGUAGCACGAAUAACAACUUCAGCACUUCUUCAAUAAUAAUUAUGAAACUGGUAUUAACUGAAUGGCAAUUAUGGAUUUUUAACUCUAACUCACAGUAAACCAGCAAGCCAUAUGUUGAAAUUCCUACCAAAUAGCUUUUCAUUCUUAAUGUCUCGUAUCUAUAUAAGAAGUUGCAAGAUACCUGUUUGUACAAGAGGAAUAUAAGCAUUACUUGCCUGAGGAACAGAAGCAGAAAGAGAAGACACCCUAACUUGUUUGUGGAGUUAUGGUAGUAUUAUUUAUAUAGAUAUAACAAAUAUAUAUAUUUUUUAUGGUAAUGAAAAUGGCUCCUCAGAAUGCUGACUCGGAAUCUAUGCAAGUUCAAGAUCUACCUGUGGCACAGCUUCAGAAACCAGAAAACAAGGAGAAUGAAAGUAGGGAGGAGACCAUUAGUGAAGGAUCCAUAGACCGGAUACCGAUACGCCUGUGGGUGAUGCAUGGUGCAGUAAUGUUUGGCAGGGAAUUUUGUUAUGCCAUGGAGACAGCUUUGGUAACACCUGUAUUGUUACAAAUUGGUCUUCCUGAACAAUACUACAGCCUCACUUGGUUCCUCAGCCCUAUCCUGGGCUUGAUCUUCACUCCGCUCAUAGGUUCGGCCAGUGACCGCUGCACGCUGAGCUGGGGCCGCCGGCGGCCUUUUAUCCUUGCUCUCUGCAUUGGUGUCCUCUUUGGAGUUGCACUUUUCCUUAAUGGCUCUGUGAUAGGUCUGGCUAUUGGUGAUGUCCCGGACAAGCAGCCCAUUGGAAUAGUUCUCACGGUGCUUGGGGUUGUGGUGUUGGACUUCUGCGCUGAUGCAACCGAAGGGCCAAUUCGGGCCUACUUGUUGGAUGUGGUGGACAGUGAAGAACAAGACAUGGCCCUGAACAUCCAUGCAUUUUCAGCUGGUCUUGGAGGAGCAAUUGGUUAUAUGUUAGGAGGGCUGGACUGGACACAGACCUUCUUGGGUAGCAUUUUUAAAUCUCAAGAGCAAGUCCUUUUUUUCUUUGCAGCCAUUAUUUUCUCUGUCUCCGUUGCUCUCCACCUUUUUAGCAUUGAAGAAGAGCAAUAUAACCCUCAGCAGGAUAGGAUCGAUGAUGAAGGAGACACACUUUCCAGUGCCAAAUUCAGUGGCAGUCUCCCCCCUCUGAACCGGCUGAAUGUAAUUAGUGAGGAAGAGCCCUAUGGAGCUUCCAUGUUCCAUGAUGAGGUUCAGUCGGAGCAUGACCUCAACAUGGAGUUCCUUGAGGUGAACAUUGUGAGAAGCAAGAGUGACUCAGUUCUGCACAUGCCCGAUGCCACAUUGGAAAUUGAAUCGGAGCUGCUUUUCCUGCAUGACAUCGAACCCUCCAUUUUUCAGGAUGCUUCAUAUCCAAACACUCCCCACAACACAAGCCAAGAGAUCAUGAAGUCCAAACUCAACCACCUGUCUGCUUUCCUCAGGGAGAAUGAGAAGGAGGAGGAAAUGUUGCUUGAUAAUCGUUUAAAUGAAGAUAAAAUCCCAAACAUCAACGGCUCCCUACCAAAAGAGUUCCUCAACGGGCACGCCAGAAUAGGCAUGAAGCAAUCCAGCACUUCCAACUCCAUGCGACGGCGGAGGCACAUGUUCUACCGGCAGCCGUCCUACACCUUCUCCUACUACGGCAAGAUCGGCUCCCAUCGGUACCGCUUUCGCCGGGCCAACGCCAUCGUCCUGAUCAAGUCCUCGCGCAGCAUGAACGACAUCUACGACAUGCAGAAACGGCAGCGGCAGCGCUGCCGGCACCGCAACCAGAGCGGCACCACCAACUCCAGCGGGGACACGGAGAGCGAAGAGGGCGAGACUGAAACCACUGUCAGACUGUUGUGGCUGUCGAUGCUAAAGAUGCCCAAAGAGCUGCUGAGGCUGUGCGUCUGCCACCUCCUGACUUGGUUUUCCAUCAUUGCUGAAGCUGUGUUCUAUACAGAUUUCAUGGGACAGGUCAUCUUCCAGGGCGAUCCAAAGGCCCCUUCAAACUCGACUGAGCUGCAUGCCUACAAUGCUGGGGUUCAGAUGGGAUGCUGGGGGCUGGUGAUUUAUGCUGCUACUGCUGCUGUUUGUUCAGCCUUGUUGCAGAAAUACUUGGACAACUAUGACCUUAGCAUAAAAGUGAUCUACAUCCUGGGCACACUGGGUUUUUCCCUUGGCACUGCAGUGAUGGCCAUGUUCCCCAAUGUGUACGUCACCAUGAUAAUGAUCAGCACGAUGGGUAUAGUGUCCAUGAGCAUCUCCUACUGCCCCUACGCGCUUUUGGGACAAUACCAUGAGAUAAAACAGUACAUCCACCACAGCCCUGGGAACUCGAAGCGAGGGUUCGGCAUUGACUGCGCCAUCCUGUCGUGUCAGGUUUACAUCUCCCAGAUCCUGGUGGCCUCCGCGCUCGGCGGCGUGGUGGACGUGGUCGGCACGGUCAGAGUCAUCCCCAUGGUGGCUUCGGUGGGAUCCUUCCUGGGUUUUUUGACAGCGACUUUCUUGGUGAUUUACCCUGAAGUCAAUGAAGAGCCAAAGGAAGAGCAGAAAGGACUGGGUCCUCCAGAGACAGCCGAGGGCAGCGGUGCGGGCGUGGAGAAGCCGACGGUGCUGAAGCUGACGCGCAAAGGAGCCACAGCGGCCGAGCCGGAGGGCGAGUCAGCCGUGUGAGGCCACCGACACUUGUUCACCCACAUUCCAAGGAGUGCAGGUGCAGGAUCAAGAACUUUUGUUGUGGUUUUCUUUUUCCAGGAAAGCAAAUUAGGACCUUCACUACUUGUAGCUAAAAUUUGCAGAAGAAAAGGCAGUUUCAUGCAAAAAUGUAAAUUAAAUUCUGUAGUCCUUCCUCUAGGUUUGAGCAGGUCACUCUGACGCUAAUUGCUUUCUCUACAACUUAGAAACGUCAUUUCUGAACACUUUUUUAUUAAGAAUACAUUUAGAUUUCAACUAAGUUUUAUUAAUCUGCAUGAGACUCACAGUGUAUACAAUUAGCAGUUAGAAAAAUUAAGUUUUCGGCUGUUUUUAAACUAACAGAAAAUGGAAGCUAUCUCUACCUAUAGUUUCUUGCCAUUUUUUUGUCUGAAAAUUUCAGAUUUCACUAGCAUAAUAACUGAAUCAAAUGCUUAGACAUCAAUCGAUUUUUUCACAAGCAUGAUAUUACUGGUCUGACAGCUACGUUAAUUUUAGACUUCAUGUUUUUGUUAGUGCAAUUACUGCAGAAUCCUUUUAUUUGCAAUUAUUUUCAAGGGGAAAAAAGCAAUUACUGCAGAAUCCUUUUAUUUGCAAUUAUUUUCAAGGAAAAAGAAAAGCAAUUACUGCGGUUUCUAAGAAAUUGCCAUGAAUUCUUUUAGUCAUACUAUUCACAACCACUCCCAAAUCUGCUGCUUGUCAGGAGAGGGUGACACUGAGUGCUGGAUGUCAGCUUUAGAUGGAAGGAGCAGCAGCUGGGAGAGGUGACCAGCACUCACAGUUUUCUUUAUCACAAGUGCUGCAUUUUAUGAAUGUCGUUGGAAUACGCUGUGACAAUUUUUAGCUGAGAGUUUCACGUGCUGGUGAACUCGGGGGUUUUCUCAGCAUUUAAACCUGAUCAUCUCUGGAAGAAGCUGCCGUGGAGAAAGGGCAUCUCUGGGGUCAGCUUCAUGGGAGGGGGCGUGUGGAUUCUCUUCUGUAGGGAAAGGAAGUCACUGAUUAAUUGCACUUUUUACAAUCCUUUAACCUCCUGGCUGGGAAUGCAGCAGCCAAGGUAAAGGCACGGGGUCAGUACAACAAGGAGAACCCAAGGCCUACCUCCGUCACUUUAUUGCUUAGUCUGGGUGUAUAAAAAUCUGUGUCAAAAACAGUUUUCAGGCCUUAAAAUUCAAGUGUUGCUGUUCCAGUCCCUGUGUUGGAGGAACUGUAGGCCAGAGCCCUUCUGAGCUGCCGUAUCAAUGUCGUCAGCACAUCCUCCAUUGUCCCCUUCCAUGAUUCAGGACACAGCUGCAGUGCAAAGAUACUUUUCUGGAAAGAGGUUGAAAGAGUUGUGCUAACUUGAUUUAAAAUAGGUUUGGAUCAUUAUCCAGCAGCCAGUUAAAGCAACUUUCAAAACUUGUGUUUCACAAACUUCUGAUUGUCAUUUGUAAGACGUGUUUGUGAUGCUGUUGACUCAUUUUGGCUUGGGGGCCCCCUGGGCUGCUGUCAGUCCGUGCUCUGGACAGGCAAACACAGCGUGGUGUGAGAUUUCUGCUGCCUCAAACUCCUCCUUCUCCGAGACUUGCAAAUGCCUGUGUCAAUCAUGCUGCAAUCCAGGCAUUCAGACAAAGCUAUAUUACAAUAUGAAAAGCAAUUUUUAAUGAACUACUUGAAUUGUCAAUGUAUUUGAGAAAUGGAUGUUUGGAUGUAUUUGAAGGUGGCGUCCGUGGGUUUCUCUGAAGGCUUCCAGUCAAUGCCUAUGGCCUCUGCUAUCAAGAGUGACCAGUUUUUAGGCUGGUGACAUCACAGAGCACUGAAGUACAUGUAAUCACACAGGACUUAGGGGUUGUAUUUGUUUUUCCCAGUAUCUUGAGGAAGUCUUUUUUUUUCUAUGGUGAAUAUUUUUUUUAUGUAGAACAUGUACUGUGAACUGUGUUCAGCCAGGGGAGUGAUACUACUGAAGAGUGUGAGAUCUUACUGAAGAAAGCAGUUGUGAGAAAUUCUGACAUGAAUUUUACCAUCUCAGUUACAUUUAAUAUAUUCUGGUGAUGUUCAUGUGUGAGAGACAAAUGAUGUGUUUCACCCUGGAACUGGCAUUCAUGUAAGUUACAUGCUGAGUUACACAUUUUAAAGUGGCUUUAAUAUUUUAGUUUUGAAGCUCCUUUUGAAGAUUCUGCUUUUGGUUAAAUAACCACUGUCAAGUACUCCUUAUUUUAAUCUCUACUGCAGGAAAGGUUCUUCAACAGUUUAAAAACCUGCAUCUUCUGACUGGUGCCAGCCUUACUCUUUCCCCAAGGGUUCCAUGGACCAGCAUGGAUCAAAUCUCCAUUACUCCACAUUGCACUUUCUAAGCCAAGAUCUUUCACUGCACCAUCAGACUGACCAAAUAGCUGCAGAGAGGGAGGAGAGGCUGAAGCUCCCUCUGACUUCACAUCCCACAGAGGGAACAUGAAACCAUUUUGGGAGUGAGCUCACCCAUGUUUAUGGAGCUUUCUCAGCCAGGGAAGGCCAAGGAGGGAGGAAGGACCUUUCAUUUCGAACCCAGAGGCUUCAAGCUAUGGCAGGGCAGGGCCAGUUUUGUCACAGACAGCGUUUGGCAUGGCUUCAUUUCUAAGAACUGGAUGUUAAAAUCUGUGUUUCGAGUUGUUUGUGGGGCUAAUAACACACGAAUAUGCACACUGCCACAGCAGGAAGCUGAUUUCACUCCCUGGUAAAGGCAAAGGAAAUAAUUAUUCAUUGUAAAUGUGCUGAAGUUUUUGUAGUGUUGCCAGAAGAAUUAACUUGGGGAGCCCCAGCCAAAGCAUCUCUUCCUAUCUUUGGGCCAGCCUGGGAAACCUCCACUCUGGCUUUACCUGCUGAGGUCUCCCAAGGCCUUUUCCUUGGAUGUGAAAGUUUUCUUUCUAGCCCCAGCACUUCUCAGGAUAGAGUGGGCAAUGAAUUGUUUCUUCAUCUGUCCCUUACCUUAUCUUUUGAUACAGAAAUUAUUAAAUUUUUUGCCACAAUUAAAGUAGUACAGUUUUAUGUGUUUGUUGCAGAGCUUGUGGAAAGAGAAGUUUGAAAUGGCUUUUUUUUGUUAUUCCUGGUGACAACGAACACCUUUUUUUUUUUGUUUGUAUUCCUGUCUAGUUGAAGUCAUCCCAUUGGACCUUCAGUGUUGUAGGACUAAGGUUUAGUGGUUCAAUUCUGUGUUGUUCAGUACUAUAAUCAAUUUGAACAUGUUCUGCUGCAGUGAUGUGUGACACAAGGCACUGCUGGUGCUCAGACCCUUGAGGGCUGUGGUCAAUCAGCUGCACAUCUUGAGAUGUUUCAUGUGAGAGCAGAGAAGCUUUAACUUUCACCCCUCAGAAAGGCCAAGCGUGGAUUUGGCCCUGUUGGGUUAUUCCAAGAGUCCAGUGAUAUCUGUGCUGUUUGUGGACAGCAAUUUCAGAUUCCAGAAGCAAUAAUUUCUUAAGAAUGUUUCUCUUCCUGCUGAUUUGAUGACUUUCAUAGAGAUUUAUUGCCUAAACAGCCUUUUAAUAACACAAAUCUGGCAGUUUGCUGGCUGUGAGCAGUUGUGGAAAGAUGGGGGUUGUUCAUAAUCAUGAGGGAGGAUGCCAGUAAAUCCAAGAGAGGUUUGUGCUCUUGGAACACACAAUAUCCUUUUCCUCUUUCAUCUGGAGCCUUUUUCUAGGCUCUGAAAUAUUCCCAGCACAUCAGUCUGGAAAGGAGGUGGCUGCAAAUGUACUCUCCUGAUUUUUUUGCUGUUGCCAAUGCUGGCACUCAGACACCAGGAUGGAACAGGCUGCGUGAGGUUUUCCUCAUAGGCAAGGACCGAGUCUUUCUUAUCCCUCUCCCAGCAAGAUCUGAACCCCCCAGCACUUGCAAUGACAGCAGCAACCACGGUGCAUUUUGCAAGGUACCUCAUUCAAACCUCAGUUCCAUCAUUAGGAACAUGUCCCCUGCCCUUGGUCCAGGGUGAGCUUGGCUUCCUCCAGAAUCCACCAUAAAAAGCAGGAUUUUCCUGGCUGCCAGGUCUCACAACCAUGGAGGUUGAGGUCACAUCUAUGAGUAGAGAAAGUCACACUUUGAUCCUGAGAGAGCUGGGACAUCUGGGCAGGAGGGAAGCACAGGAGGCAGGUGCUGAGAUUUGGGGGUUUUUAGGGACGUGUGUGUGUGUGUGUGUGUGUGUGUGUACCUUUGUGUUUGUACAUUUCCAGACACACUGCUUGGGCCAAAAUACCUUUGGGGAUUGUGUGUUGCUGUCCCUGGACUCCACAAUGUUUUCAACUGAGUUCUUCCAGGUUUCCCUCAUCCUAGUGUGAUGUGAGACAAGCUCAGCUAUAAAUAUGUAUCCUUAAAUGAACAAAUGAACUCCUGCAUGAUAUUCCAAGCACAUGUAGCAGCUUCAGCAUCUGAAGUGUCUGUCGUGAAAGAGAAGUUGGUUUUCUUUGCAGCUGUUUUGUCCUCAUUUCCUUUGAAUAGGCCAAAUAAAUGUAAUGGACACCAAAUGUUGCACAGAAAUGUUGUUGAUGACUGUGUGGAAGAAAUACCAAAUUUUAUUUUUCUUUGCAGAAACUUUAUGGUUCCAGAGAGUCCUUUAGCUGUUUUCUUUCCUUAAAUGACAAAGCUGAACGUUUGUAAAGCACAUCACAAAAUGGUCAUUUGGAAAAAGUGGAGCUACCCAAAGUUUUCUCUUUGUCAUGUUGCAUCCAAAGGAGCUGCAGCAGCUCAAGCACCAACUGGGGUUUGAAUUUGAAUCUCAGCAGAGUUCAGAAACUGCUUUAGAAAACAACAAAAAGGAUCAAUUCCUUUUCAUGACACUUGCACCAAUGAUUUGCUCAUUAAGGUGUUCCAGGUUUUCCUGUCAUUUAAAUUAAAAUCACCUCCUGGAAAACAAAUUUAGUUUGGUUCCUCAACCCGAGCAACUUCACCUGAAUUUCCACUUCAGCUUCCCUUGCCCCGAGAAACGAGGGGUGCCCAGGAGGGAAAAAUACAUCCCCCACCAAAAGAGAGAAUCUGCUGUAAUUAAAGGGCUUUUGAUGCCCUUGUGACCUGCUAAAAUUUUAAGGAAAAUGCAGAGCAUGGUUCAGUUUCACCUGCUCUGGCACAUUUAUUCUUAAAUUUGGAAGUUUGGGUUGAAGAUUUGGGAGCAUUUAGUCAAACUCAAUGUCACCUUAUUUACCGUGCACCUACUCAGUCCUCUGUAACAGCCAAACUGUAGUAAAUAACCCCAAAAUCCAGACUUUUUCUCUCAAAAAAUUGGCAAUUCCCAUUGUGAAUUUGUUUUGCCUGAUGUAACAUGAACACUAAGCCCUUUAAGUAGCCAAAUGACCAGCUUAUUUUAAAUGCCUCGUAUUACUAGAAAGCUGCAUAUAGGCAUCUCAUAGCGGGGAAAAAAAAUUAAAAAAAAAAAAAAAAAGAAAAAAGAAUAUUUAGUUCCUUUGUGAACUGGCCAUAUGACAACUACUUUUUUAUCAACUUAUUAAGUUGGGGCACUAUAAUAGCUCUUGCUGAGUUUAGCAAUGUUUAUAAGCAUGUGUUAAACACAUAAUGUUGUUUUAUGAGGAAAAAGGGAUAAAGAAAAGUGAUGUCACAGAUGAAUGUUUGAGUGCGUAGAUGGCAUAAUGUAUGUAUGAUUUUUAUUUCUACACUGUUGAGCUUAUUUUCUGUUUAAAGGUUAAAAAAUUGUUGCAUGAGAACUGUUUUACUGUGUUCUGCACUUUCUGUUCUUUUUGUAUAAUCUUGAUUUUUUUUUCAUUUAUGCAUAGAAAAAAAAAAAAUCAGUUUAGAAAUAUUCUACUCCACAAGACAUUGUGUUCCAAUCUGUUGUUCCAAAGUUCGAUCUUAAUAAACAUUUCAGUAAGA